This is a messenger RNA of Chanos chanos (milkfish), 4539 nucleotides long. RefSeq names its product receptor-type tyrosine-protein phosphatase mu. Bases 1 to 4539 code for a protein of 1512 amino acids. The record is from RefSeq and is a predicted model, not a curated record. Gene Ontology annotation, molecular function: protein binding; protein tyrosine phosphatase activity. Gene Ontology annotation, biological process: protein dephosphorylation. Gene Ontology annotation, cellular component: membrane. The transcript is spliced from 36 exons. Lineage: Eukaryota; Metazoa; Chordata; Actinopteri; Gonorynchiformes; Chanidae.
AUGAUGGAGUUUGGACACUUCAUUCUUGUCAUUGUGAAAUUGGCCCGCUGUUCCACUAAUGAUGGCGAUUGCAACUUUGAGAAGUCAUUCACCACGUGUGGGUACAUGCAAGGCCGGGACGAUGACCUUGAGUGGGAACAAGCCAAUACCAGAGAAAAGCCUUCAUCAGAUCCAUGGAUGCCUCCAGGCGCAGCCUUCAUGAUGGUGAACACCUCAGGUCGGUUUGCGGGUCAGAAGGCUCUUCUCCUCACCCCCCAGCUGAAGGAGAACGACACCCACUGUGUCAUCUUUGAGUAUUUUGUGGCGGGCAGGGAGGGGGGAACCCCCGGUCACCUCAACGUGUACAUAAAAGAAAACAACAGUCCUAUGGGUUUGCCUGUGUGGAACACGUCUGGACCGCCCUCCCGAAACUGGAACCAGGUCGAACUGGCCAUUAGCAUCUACUGGCCAAACUUCUACCAGAUCGUGUUUGAAGUGGUGACCUCCGGGCAGCGCGGGAUGUUCGCCAUCAAGGAUAUCGUCCUCCAGGGCCAUCAGUGCAUGAAUACGCCACACUUCCUCCAUAUUAAAGGCGUGGAGGUGAACGCCGGUCAGACAGCCACGUUUCACUGCACCGUCAAUGGGGAAUGGAGAGACAACUUCAACCUCUGGCUACAGGGGAUCGGUGGAAGGGAGGCUCCCAUGAAGGCCACCAAACCAUGGAAUAACCAGCGCUUCAUCGGCAUGUUUGAUGUCCAGAACACCACCAAGAGUGACUCAGGACGUUAUCGCUGUAUCGUCCAGUCCAAUAAUGGUGUGGGAGCGUCCAAUUACGGAGAACUGACCAUUAAACAGCCUCCUGUGCCAAUAGCCCCUCCUCAGCUCACUGCGGUGGGCGCCACCUACCUGUGGAUCCAGCUGAACGCCAACUCAAUCAAUGGGGACGGCCCCAUCGUCAACCGUGAGGUGGAGUACCGCACUGUUUCUGGCACCAUGUACGACUUGCAACCCGUUGACAAAACCGCGCAUAAGAUUGGCCACCUGGACCCGGAUACCGAGUACGAGAUCAGCGUGCUGCUCACCAGGCCCCUGGAAGGAGGGACGGGAGCCCCUGGGCCUUCCAUCAGGGCUCGCACCAGGUGUGCAGAGCCCAUGCAUGGACCCAGGCAGCUGAAGGUCGUUGACAUCAAGUCCAGGCAGGUGACCAUUCGCUGGGAACCAUUUGGCUACAACGUCACCCGUUGUCAUAACUACAGCCUUACGGUGCAGUACCACUCACGAGGAGGGGGGAAAGAGGAGAAUCGGGAGGAGAUCCCGUACAACAAUCAAAACUCCAUCCCACAGUACACCAUCCAUAACCUGACGCCCUACACCAACCUGAGUGUCAAACUGGUACUCCGUAACCCUGAGGGAGUGAAGGAGAGCGCUGAACUUCACAUUCACACUGAUGAAGAUGUGCCUGGUGAGGUUCCUCUGGAGUCCAUACAGACCAUAGCUUAUGAGGACAAGAUUAUUCUGAAGUGGAGGGAGCCCGUUCAGACCUAUGGUGUUAUCACGCAGUACGAGAUCUCCUACAAGGCCGUCAGCUCAUUUGACCCCGUAUUGGACCUGUCCAAUCAGAGUGGGAAGGUGAUUAAACUGGGUAAUGAGACAUCUCACGUCUUUCUUGGGCUCUAUCCUGGCUCCACCUACUCCUUCACCCUUAGAGCUAGUACCGCCAAGGGCUUCGGACCUCCAGCCAUCACCCAGUCCACUACCAAGAUCUCAGCUCCCUCAAUGCCUGCAUAUGAUCAGGAGACGUCUCUGAAUCAGACAGACAACACCGUGACAGUCCUGCUGAAGCCUGCACAAAGCAGAGGGGCUCCCGUCAGUGUGUAUCAGGUGGUGGUGGAGGAGGAGAGACCACGGAGGGCUCGUGGUGGAGAGGCAGAGAUCCUCCGCUGUUACCCCAUUCCCAUCCACUUCCAGAACAGCACACUGCUCAAUUCCCAGUACUACUUCACGGCAGAGUUCUCCUCGGCAGGCCUGGCCACCCCCCAGCCCUUCACCGUCGGAGACAACAAGACCUACAGUGGCUACUGGAACGCACCCCUGCUGCCUCACAAAAGCUACAGCAUCUACUACCAGGCUGUCAGCACUGCCAACGGGGAAACUAAAAUCGACUGUGUGCGAGUUGCUACCAAAGCUGCCAUUCUGGUGACACAGCUCACUACUCCCUAUAUCCGCAUGGCUCCAGCAGCUGGUGACAACCAACUAACAGGGGCGGCCACGCAUAAGCCUGAUGCUGUCGAACCAGAGAAACAGACAGAUCACACGGUGAAGAUCGCUGGAGUCAUCGCAGGCAUCCUUCUUUUCGUCAUUAUCUUCCUCGGAGUGGUGCUUCUCAUGAAGAAGAGAAGAAACUAUCACUCCUACACUUAUUACCUGAAACUGGCUAAGAAGCGUAAAGAGACUCUAAGCAGCACUCGACAGGAGAUGACGGUCAUGGUGAACUCAAUGGACAAGAGUUACACGGAGCAGGGCACCAACUGCGACGAGGCCCUGUCUUUCAUGGACACGCAUAACCUUAACGGCCGCUCUGCAUCUUCACCAUCCUCUUUCACCAUGAAAACUAACACUCUGAGCACAACUCUCCCCAACUCCUACUACCCAGAUCCUUUUGUGCCAACUGCCAUCUUAGUUCCUAUUAAUGAUGAGACCCAGACAGUGGCAAGUGACACCAGCAGUUUAGUGCAGUCCCACACACACACACACUCAUCACACACACAUUCGUUCAAGAAGCGUGAGGCCAUGGACGUGCCUUACCAGACGGGUCAGCUUCACCCAGCGAUCCGAGUCGCCGACCUGCUUCAACACAUCACUCAAAUGAAGUGCGCGGAGGGAUACGGAUUUAAAGAAGAGUACGAGAUAAACGAGAGCUUUUUUGAGGGACAGUCCGCGCCCUGGGACUCCGCCAAGAAAGAUGAGAACCGGAUGAAGAAUCGCUAUGGAAACAUCAUUGCAUAUGAUCAUUCCCGUGUGCGGCUGCAGAGCCUGGAGGGGGAGCAGAGUUCCGAUUACAUUAAUGCAAAUUACGUUGAUGGUUACCACAGACCAAAUCACUACAUUGCUACACAAGGUCCAAUGCAGGAGACUGUCUUUGACUUCUGGAGGAUGGUGUGGCAAGAGAACACGGCAACAAUUGUCAUGGUGACCAACCUGGUAGAAGUUGGAAGGGUGAAGUGCUGUAAAUACUGGCCAGACGACACAGAGAUCUACAGAGACAUAAAGGUCACUCUGAUCGAGACUCAGCUUCUCUCAGAGUAUGUCAUCAGAACCUUCGCUGUAGAGAAGAGAGGAGCCCACGAGAUCCGAGAGAUCAGACAGUUUCACUUCACAGGCUGGCCAGAUCACGGCGUGCCGUACCACGCCACAGGCCUGCUGGGCUUCAUACGCAGGGUCAAAGCCAAGAACCCAGCCAACGCCGGCCCAAUCGUAGUCCACUGCAGCGCUGGGGCGGGACGCACGGGCUGUUUCAUUGUGAUUGACAUUAUGCUAGACAUGGCAGAGAGGGAGGGCGUGGUCGACAUCUAUAACUGUGUGAGAGAGCUGCGUUCCCGGAGAGUCAACAUGGUCCAAACAGAGGAGCAGUAUGUUUUUAUUCAUGAUGCCAUUCUGGAGGCGUGUCUCUGUGGUGACACCACUAUCCCAGCCAAUCAGCUUCGCUCUGUCUACUAUGACAUGAAUCGACUGGACCCGCAGACCAAUUCCAGUCCGAUAAAAGAAGAGUUCAGGACUCUCAACAUGGUAACACCAACGUUACGUGUCGAGGACUGCAGCAUUGCGCUGCUGCCACGGAACCACGAGAAGAACCGCUGCAUGGAUGUUCUGCCACCUGAUCGCUGUCUCCCGUUCCUAAUCACCAUCGACGGAGAGAGCAGUAACUACAUUAACGCUGCGCUUAUGGAUAGUUAUAAGCAGCCUUCCGCAUUCAUUGUUACCCAGCAUCCUUUACCAAACACAGUGAAAGACUUCUGGAGACUGGUGUUGGACUAUCACUGCACAUCCAUAGUGAUGCUCAAUGAUGUUGACCCUGCUCAGCUGUGCCCUCAGUACUGGCCAGAGAAUGGGGUUCAUCGGCACGGACCUCUCCAAGUGGAAUUCGUGUCAGCUGACCUAGAGGAAGACAUCAUCAGUAGAAUAUUCCGGAUCUACAAUGCAGCUCGGCCUCAGGAUGGCUAUCGUAUGGUGCAGCAGUUCCAGUUCCUGGGUUGGCCCAUGUACAGAGACACACCGGUGUCAAAGCGCUCCUUCCUCAAACUCAUCCACCAGGUGGAUAAAUGGCAAGAGGAAUACGACGGAGGGGAGGGCCGCACGGUGGUGCACUGCUUGAACGGCGGCGGUCGCAGUGGAACGUUCUGUGCCAUCAGCAUUGUCAGUGAAAUGCUCCGUCACCAGCACUCUGUGGACGUGUUCCACGCCGUAAAAACACUAAGGAACAACAAGCCCAACAUGGUGGACUUACUGGACCAGUAUAAGUUCUGCUACGAGGUGGCUUUGGAGUACCUGAGCUCGGGAUAA